Molecule: messenger RNA, 2743 nt
Organism: Daucus carota subsp. sativus
Lineage: Eukaryota; Viridiplantae; Streptophyta; Magnoliopsida; Apiales; Apiaceae
Exons: 6
Coding region: 614-2743 (709 amino acids)
Source: RefSeq, a predicted model, not a curated record
GUGCACGCGUGUAAUUGCGAUUUUGUUAUACUCUGUGUAGUCGUCUGCAUAAUCUUAUCAGUUUUAUCAUCACUUGUCUGAUAAGUGAUGAUAGACUGAUAUAGUUUAUUUAGCUGAUAUAGUUAUUGCAGAUUUCCAUUCUUAUAGACAAGUGUUAUAGACAAGUGUUAUUUAGAACAAGUUACACAAUCUUAUAGUUUAGUUUUGUGAUAUUUAGAACAAAUUAGGAUAUAAUAGUUAAUUGUCUAAGUGUUAUUGAAUAUAAAAAAUAGCAAACCGUGAACAUAGGCAAGUGUACCCUAUAAGUGUCCUACUAGUAAGUUAAGUUCUGUUACAAAUUACACAAUUUUCACUCGUAGAUAAUAGUUGAAUCACUAAAUUCAACUAUCUAAAUCAUUAAAUCAUGUACAGCUAUUACUAAAAAAUAAAGGUUUUAGUAGUUUUAACAUAUAUAAAAUGUGUACUUUGAUGUAACAAAAAUUUUUGCAAGUGUUUGACAUAUGCAGGUCCUAAAAUUCAAGUGCGAAGAAGCUCAAGAAUUCGUCAAAAUAGCUUUCCAAAAACAACAUCCACAGAUCCAAUAGAUUUAGUUGAUUCAGACGAAGAAAAUAAUAUGACUCGAGUGAAAAAACCAGCACAUAGACCUGCAGGAAAUUAUUAUGAUCAUACCGAUCAAGAGGAGCCAAACAAUGAACAUGAAAAUGAAGAACAACCUCAAGAGGAAGAACAAUCAGACAAAGAAACAGAAGAACAAAAUCUAGAAGAACCAGAAGCUGAACAAAAUCUAGAAGAAGAUGAGCAAGCAGAUGAACAAGAAGAUGAAAUGCCAGAAGCUAAUGAGAAGCCAAAAAUCACUAAAUUUAAAAGGAAGGCAUUUUAUCCUGAUACAAAUUUACCAAAAAAGAAGAAGCCUACGAUCAUUUUACCAACGAUGAGAUACAACAACAAGGAAUCUGUGGUAAUUGAAGGUGCUAAACACAUUAAUAAACAGAAAGAUGAAGUGAAACUAAGAGUUUCACCUAGAUUGUUUAGUGAGGUCAUCUAUUUUCUCACUCCAGAACAAAGAAAAUGGGUCCAAAAAGCUGGUUUUUCUCUGCUAUUGGAGUUUCAGUUGGAGAUGCUUCCAGCCAAACUCAGUUACAACGUCCUUCAAAUUUUUGAUCAUAAUUCAGUUUCUCUGAAAAUUAAAGAUAAAGAAAUCAACAUCACAGAAGAUGAUGUAUUUGAUGUGCUGGGAUUGCCGCAUGGAGAUCUAUCAGUAAGACUUGGCACAGAGGACGAAUAUAGAGAAAGAAUAGAUGCAUGGCUUGCACAGUUCAAAUAUGAUAAAGAUCAAAUCACAGCCCAAAGACUUGUGCAAGUCAUGAGAGGACAACCAGUUACGGAGAAUUUUAAGCUGAAUUUUCUACUUCUCAUGUCAAAUGCUCUACUUGGAACAACAACUAGUUCUUAUAUUGACAGACAGCUACUGAGGUUUGAUGAUGAUCUUGAUAAUCUAAGGAAGUACAAUUGGCCAGAGUUUUUGCUAGAUUAUCUUGUGCUUGCAACAGAGAACUGGAAUAGGACAACAACCACAUUCUUUCGUGGAUCCCUUGUUUUCCUCACUUUGUUUUAUGUUGACCGUGUAAGAAACAAAGGUAUCAAAAUUGUUGAAAGGCAGUUCCCAUCUUACAAAGGUUGGGAUGUAGAUACAUUAAGGGAAAGACAAGCACUGGAGCUGUUAGGUGGUGGAGCUUUUGGAGUUGGCCAGGUUUUGAAACCACUUAGAGAAUAUUUACAUGAAGAAGAUCCAUUUGAAAAUCAACCAAAGAACCCUAGCAAUUCUGGUACAAACGCUAGCGAACAAAAUGAGAUUUGGGAUGAUUUGAAUGUUUGGCAAACAGUGGAUGAUAUUGAAGCUGACCACAUUAGGAACAAAGAACCACAAAAAGCCUUUUCACCCGAUGAUCCUCAAGAAAAUGAUGGCAACAUAAAUGAAAAUACAAUCAACAGAGAUAGUCAAGAGGACACAGAGAUUGAACCAUCAGAAGAGGAUAUUGUGCAAAAGUUGACAACAAGAGCUCAAGAUAUCUUGGAAGCCAAGUUCCAACUAGAGGAUGACCUGAGGAAGGCAAGGGAAAAAUUUCCAAAUUGUUAUUCACUAAAGACAAUUGAAGAAGUUAUUUGUGAAAACUUCCCUGCAAAAAAACCUCCACCAACAACAAGUUCUACACACGAACAUGUCAAUCCUGCAGUUGAUCUAGACGUUCAUCCACCAAGUAAGGCAAAUGAACAAGAUCAGAAUCCUCCAGUUGAUCCACAACCCUCAACAACUAAUGCACCAGCAGAUCAAUCAAAAGAACCCCCAACAGUCCAAAUGUCUAAUCAAUCAGAAGAACUGGGAGAUAAGGAGCCAGAGAUUGUUAAUGAUUUUGAUCGUGAUUUGAGUCCUAAGAGUCUUGAACAAUUGGAGAUCGCUGAGAAGUUCUAUAUAACAUAUAAAAAGAGAACAAGUCCAGCUAAUAAUCAAGACAAAGACAUAAUUCCAAGUUUCUCACUUGGAAUAGAUGAUGAACCAAAUCAAAAUGCUGAUGACUGCACUGUUCCACAACCUCAGGCAAGACAGAAAAGCACAAGACUUAAGAAGAUCGGCCCUCAUGCAAGAUCACCAUAUAUAGACAGAGUGGUUGAUAUAACUAAACAUCUUGGCAAUCUUGAUUUUGGUUUUUGGAGCUUUUUAAUCCAGAAAAGUAAUCUGCUGUAA